AUGGCGUCAACAUCUGCCCCCCUGAUCGACGCGAUCAAUGGCUUCGCGGCUCUCAAGAAUGUCGAGGCGAUCGCGUCGUACAUAGAAAGCAACAAGCAGGCCGAAGCCUUCCUCGGGGCCACCCCCGAGGAUAAGAAGGAGAUUGAGAAGUGGCUGGCAUUCGCCCGCAAGGAGCUCGGCGACACCUCUGGUGGCUUCGAAAAGGCCAAGCACUUUGGUAAGCUUGGCAAAUUGCACAAGCAUCUCGUUCCCCGGGUGUUCCUGGUCUCGAACAACCUGACGGCCGCUGAUGUUGCUGUUUAUGCUGCCCUCCUUCCUCUUGUGCCCGGCCUUGACUCGCACACCCAGUUCAGUUUUGCUGGUGCGGCUCGCUGGUUCGACUUUAUUCAGCACCACCCUGCUGUCCGCAGCGCCGGUGUGCCGAUUGUGGAGCUCGACCUUAACUACCCCCUCAACCCCAAGCCGCCCAAGAAGGAAGAGAAGCCCGCUGCUCAGGCCAAGCCUGCGGCGGAGCAGGCCGCGGAGAAGAAGCCGGAGGGAGCGGCUGAGGCUGGUAAGGCCAAGGCACCCAGGCAACCCAAGCAGCCCAAGGGCCAGGCUGCUGCUGCCGCUGCUGGUCCGGCUGUCCCCGAUAUCGUCCGUCUGGACAUCAGGGUGGGCAAGAUCACGAGCGUAAAGAAGCAUCCUUCCGCUGACAGCUUGUACCUGGAGGAGAUCGAUCUGGGCGAGGAGAAGGUGCGCCAGGUGGUCUCGGGUCUGGUCAACUUCAUCCCCAUCGAGCAGAUGCAGGACGCCCGCGUCAUCUGCCUGUGCAACCUCAAGCCGGCCAAGAUGAGGGGUAUCGAAUCGCAGGCCAUGGUGCUCUGUGCCUCGAACGCCGACCACACGCAGGUGGAGCUCAUCAAGCCUCCGGAGGGAGCCAAGAUUGGCGAGAGGAUCUUCUUCGGUGAAGGCUACGAGGGCGAGCCGGACAAGGAGUUGAACCCCAAGAAGAAGAUCUUCGAGGGCCUGAAGCCGGAUCUCUUCAUCAACGCCGACCUGGUAGCGUCGUACAGGGACAAGGAGAAGCAGAAGGAGCUGGUCUUCCUCACUUCCGCCGGCCCGUGCAAGGCCACGUCGCUCUCUGGCGGCUCCAUCUCGUAA
Molecule: messenger RNA, 1143 nt
Organism: Acanthamoeba castellanii str. Neff
Lineage: Eukaryota; Discosea; Longamoebia; Acanthamoebidae
Product: tRNA binding domain containing protein
Exons: 9
Coding region: 1-1143 (380 amino acids)
Molecular function (GO): tRNA binding
Source: RefSeq, a predicted model, not a curated record